GAAUUGGUGACAGUGUGUCUUGGCAUCUUGUGCCAAUAUAACAUAUUAGAAAUCUUUCCCAUGUAACAGAUCUAUAAGUUUGAUCAUUCAUUCCUGUAAAAAUGUAUUCGAAGUUCCAGUGUUGGCGAUGUGACAAGGUUACAAGCGAAGGCAAGAAGUGUGGCGCUUGUGGUAUGGCGUAUUACUGCACUGAUCGAUGUAGGAUCAACGAYGAGUUUAGGCACAGCAGAAUCGAAUGUAAAGAUGUUGCUGUAAGAUAUGUUUGCCAUGGAUGUAAGAAGAAGAAGACAACACAGUUGAAGRUGUGCACCAACUGUAUGAAGGUCUGGUUCUGCGAUAGACAGUGUCAAGUAAAAGCUUGGCAAAGCCACAAAGAAGAAUGUCAAGAGGUUUCAAAAUCGAUCAUUCGACUUUGUUCGAAGGUACAAGAGAAAUACGAUUGGCUUGAUAGCAUACCAGUGGGCAUGCCUGUCACUUAUUACUGGGGUAAUUCUCCUGCACUCGAUCUGUUAAACCUUCCCAUGAAUGAAGGGAUGGGAUACACGGAACCUUUGUCACUUCUUCUGUGUGGAGUUGGUGAUCCGAGGAACGUUUGUUUUACCAUAAGCAAACUACAAGACGCAGAAUAUAAAGGCAAAGUUACGUUCGUGAUGAACGACAUCUGUUCUUGUACACUUGCUAGAACUGUGCUGUUGCUGUAUCUUCUUUGUAAAGGUGGUGAGAGUAAAGCAGGGUCUGUAACCCAGAUAUGGUAUUCACUGUAUCUAAGCGAGGAAGACCAUCAGUUUGUCGUGGCCGGCUUGCGUGACUUGAUACAAAUAUCCAACCUCGAGGUCAUCACGUAUGGCACCAUGAAGAUGGACGCUGACCAAUUCAACAGGCUCAAAAAGGUCUGGAAAACGUGGCUCGACCUUUCUGGGAAAAAUAUUGACAUUCAAGAGCAGCAAAGGCGGUCGUUGGUUAAAGAGUGUAUUGAAGAGAGCUGGGGAGUUGAUUCCUAUCUUGGAAAGAUGCCACCUAAACAUCGUACGUCCGUCAAUGACUGGUACAAAAAGGGCUUACUUUUGCCUAAAACCAGCAGAAAAAACCUGACAAAAGAAAACUUUACCUUGACUGGCUCGUCCUUGCAGUAUGAAAAAAAUACAGGUUCAUUUGAAUAUUCGAUCCCCGGAUGUAGCUUUCCCUACCAGGGAUGGGACUAUAAAGUUGUCAGUGUUGUUUAUCCUAAAGUGAAGUGUGCGAAUGAAAUGUACAAUAACUACAUCACUGACGUUCUGAGAAAGUGUGCUGCACGACUGCAGAAUGAUGACAUUCAAUUGUCAAUCAUCUUGAGCAACUGCACUGACGUCACACCUUACCUACCAGAAGCAAUGACAUAUGACAGAAUUAUGAUGUCAAACUUGUGGGAUUUCAUUCCGCUGCGAACACUGUUAGCCUUAGUGAAGCCUUUGCUGAAUCCACUCAACACUUCUGCUGUCAUUGUCACCGAGUCCGUCAACUGGUACGCCGAUUUUUAUCCAGAUCUUUUUGAAAACAAACUGAGCUUUAAAGAUCUGUUACCAUGCAGUGAUCUGAGGGAUAGCGUCUUGAAAGAUACAGGUGGCCGUAGCAAUAUUGCAGACUCUCAUGACCCGCAAGCAUUUAUAGAAUACUUUGAUUUCAAAGCAGAAUUCACGUGCUUUCUUCGUGCGUCUUUACUUUUCUCUAAUUUCUCUGGGCGCGAGAAAAAAACCCUUCCAUCAGUCAAUCAACUCGCCGCCGAGCUCGGCCUAAAGUUACGUGACUAUACUUGUUGCGAAAACAAAGUCGCGCCAUUUCGAUGGAUGUUGAAUUGUCGGCGGUUGACUUUGAUGCCAGGUUUUGAGCGAGCAGUCGAAUGGGUUCUCGUUAAUUAAUUUAAGAGAGAGUUUUUUUU
Molecule: messenger RNA, 1915 nt
Organism: Actinia tenebrosa (Australian red waratah sea anemone)
Lineage: Eukaryota; Metazoa; Cnidaria; Anthozoa; Actiniaria; Actiniidae
Source: RefSeq, a predicted model, not a curated record